Messenger RNA from Eurytemora carolleeae, 2114 nucleotides. Its product is annotated as band 7 protein AGAP004871. The transcript has 10 exons. The record is from RefSeq and is a predicted model, not a curated record. Lineage: Eukaryota; Metazoa; Arthropoda; Copepoda; Calanoida; Temoridae. Bases 1 to 711 code for a protein of 236 amino acids. Gene Ontology annotation, cellular component: plasma membrane.
AUGAAACAAGAAAUCUAUUCUGGUCAGUUUUCCAUAGUUCUCAUAGAAUUUUUUCGUCGGGUUUACCUUGUAGCUUUCACCCAAUCACUUCUAGGAAUAUUUUUUGUUCUACCGUGUAUCGAGACUUAUCAAAAAGUGGAUUUAAGAACGAUAACUCUGGAUGUUCCGCCACAAGAGGUGCUGACCAGGGAUUCUGUAACUGUAUCCGUAGAUGCUGUUGUGUACUAUAGGGUAUCUAACGCGACAAUAUCUGUGGCUAAUGUAGAAAACGCUCAUCAUUCCACUAGACUCCUAGCACAAACUACACUAAGAAAUAUACUUGGUACGAAGAAUCUUCAUGAAAUCUUAUCAGAUAGAGAAAGUAUUUCCGGAAACAUGCAGAUUGUUUUGGACGAAGCAACUGAGCCGUGGGGAAUAAAAGUUGAGCGUGUGGAGAUAAAGGAUGCUAGACUCCCAGAGCAGCUUCAGAGAGCCAUGGCAGCAGAAGCAGAAGCAAGCAGAGAAGCUAGAGCAAAGGUUAUAGCAGCUGAUGGAGAAAUGAGAGCCUCCAGGGCUCUACGUGAAGCUUCCAAUAUAAUAGAACAAAGUCCUGCAGCUCUGCAGCUAAGAUACCUACAGACUCUGAACUCUAUCUCCUCUGAGAAGAACUCUACAAUAGUAUUUCCUCUACCAAUAGACAUGAUCUCAUUGUUCCAAAAGAAAAGUGAUUAAACUAAAAAGAGCAUGGCUUCAGCUUGAGUUCGAGGAAACAGAAUUUAGAAUUAACAUUCGCCUAGGGAAACUAAUCAUUUUGAUAUAUUUUACAUAGAAUUGAAUUAAUUAUACCACUGUGCACUUUAUUCUAUAUGAUUUAAUUAUACCACUGUGCACUUUAUACUUUGAAUUUAUUUAGUGCUCAGCUAAAUUUGCACAUUUUUUUUGUAAAAAGGACUAUUUCGAAAUAAAUAAAGAAUUUGUGGCAGGCCAUGCUUAAGCACAGCUUUGGACUUAUUAUUUAAUAUUUUAAAGAUUUUAAAUGUUAUAUUAAUACAUAUACUGUAUAAGUACAGUGGUCAGCGUUAUAUCAUUUCAAUGAAGACGACUUUUUAUUAAUAAUUUUUUUUAUCCCUGACAAGCGUUUUUCAAAUUACAUGUUUACAUGUAAACAAAAAGAAGCUGUUAAUUGACAACUUUGUUUUACUUUGUGUCGCUGCUGAUUGAAAGCUUAGUAGUAAUCAAAAUUGAAAUAGAAAGUCGUCUUUAUUGUAUUAAUAUACACGACAAUGACUGUACCAAGCCAUUUAUAUAGGAACACUGGUUUCUAGAACGUGGACACUGGUCACUAUACAGUGGACACUGGUCCUUAUACAGUGGACACUGGUCCCUAGACAGUGGACACUGGUCCCUAGACAGUGGACACUGGUCACUAUACAGUGGACACUGGUCCCUAGACAGUGGACACUGGUCACUAGACAGUGGACACUGGUCACUAAACAGUGGACACUGGUCACUAAACAGUGUUCACUGGUCCCUAGACAGUGUCCACUGGUCCCGAGACAGUGGACACUGGUCACUAGACAGUGGACACUGGUCCCUAAACAGUGGACACUGGUCACUAGACAGUGGACACUGGUAGACAGUGGACACUGGUAGACAGUGGACACUGGUAGACAGAGGACACUGGUCACAAGACAGUGGACAGUAGACACUGGACAGAAGGUAGUACCUAUUAAAGAUUGUUUAUUACAAUAUUCAAAUUUAAUUUUGAUUUAGAAGAAUUACCCAAAAUCUUUAAUUCUCUAAUCAAUAAUCUUUAUUUCAAUUCAAAGCAAUGACAUAAAGAGAACUAUUCGAUAUUUUUUUCUACCCUGGCAAACCAUAAAUUAAAGACAUUAAACCAGUCAUGUCAUCAUUUUUUAUUUAUUCCCAGAUUUGCUGGAAUGCAUGGCAAAUAAACAAAUAUUAAAAAAAAUAAAAACAUAAAAAUUGUAGAAAAUUUGUUUCAUUCCUGUCAUAUCAAAUUGAACACUAUUUUAGAUGUUAAAUCAUGUUUCAAUAUUGAAUAAAAUGUAAAAUAUUCUUAGUUUUUCUAAAUAUGUGAAGUGGUCUACGAUGGUUUUGACAGUUGUAUUUGU